Messenger RNA from Thunnus maccoyii (southern bluefin tuna), 4417 nucleotides. Its product is annotated as ATP-binding cassette sub-family C member 11-like. The coding region runs from base 302 to 4237 and encodes 1311 amino acids. Gene Ontology annotation, biological process: transmembrane transport. Gene Ontology annotation, molecular function: ATP binding; ATP hydrolysis activity; ABC-type transporter activity. Gene Ontology annotation, cellular component: membrane. NCBI's taxonomy places the organism in Eukaryota, Metazoa, Chordata, Actinopteri, Scombriformes, Scombridae. The record is from RefSeq and is a predicted model, not a curated record. The transcript is spliced from 32 exons.
UCAACUAUCAGAGUGUUAAACUGUCAGAGUUCAACAGUAAUUAUUCAGACUGAAUGAGGUGAACAUUUUCAGAGUUUGGAGCAAUGCCAGCGGUGGUCGAUGCUAACACUAAGUUAGCGCCUCUUUAAAGGAUACCGACCGUCAGACUGUCAGAGAGUCCAUCACAUCACCCAGAAGCUGUUUCACACAAGAACGCUUCUACAAAUCAACUGAGCUGCUGAAUUCACUGAGAGACAGUCGGAGUCAGCUGACCGUCCUGUAAACAGCUGAUCCUCUCUGUGAUACACAGCACUGACUCAGGAUGAAUGGUAAGAGAGCCCCGCCCACCUACUCCUCCAGCCAAUCAGAGACAGCCGCAGGGUCCAGGUGCAGCCCUCUGGACACCGCAGGCUUCCUGUCCUUCAGCACCAUGUCCUGGAUGUCUGCCGUCAUGUGGUCCAUGUCCAGGAAGAAGCUGGACUUCAGCUCCCUCGGUCUGUCUCCUCUGGAUGGAGCUGACGUCAACGCAGACGAGCUGCAGAGACUCUGGGAGGAGGAGGUGUGUAAAGUUGGUCUACAGAAAGCGUCUCUGACUCGAGUGCUACUUCGCUUCCAGAGAUCCAGACUGCUGCUGGUCCUCUUCAUCACUGUCCUCUUCAUGAUGGCUCUGUUUGUCGGCUCAGGUAUCCUGAUCCAUGAGUUCGUCAGCUACAUCGUCCAGCCGGAGGCGUCCUCAGUGCUGGGGGGCGUGGCUCUGUGUCUGGGUCUGGUGUCCGUGGAGAUGUUCAGGGUGGGCUGUCUCACUCUGAGCUGGGCUCUUAACCUGAGGACCGGCAUCAGGCUGAAGACGGCGUUCUGCAUGCUGGGCUUCCACAAGAUCGUCUCUCUGAGGACACACAGCGGAGUCUCUGUGGGACAGAUGGUGAACAUGUUGACCAAUGACAGCUACCGGCUGUUUGAAGCCGUCCUAUUGGCUCCUCUCGUGCUGCCGUUUCCCCUCCUGCUCAUCAGCUGCUCCGUCUACUGCUGCUACAUCCUGCACUACACCGCCCUGAUCGGCGUCCUCAUCUUCCUCCUCUUCAUCCUGCUGCAGUUUGUGUUUGCCAGGCUCAUCAACAUGUACCAGCAGAGAUCCGUGUUCAUCACAGACAGUCGAGUUCGGACCGUUAACGAGGUUCUGACCUGCUUCAGACUCAUCAAGAUGUUGGUGCUGGAAGACUCGUUUGAGAAGAAGAUCACAGACGUCAGGAACGCAGAGACGAGGAUGUUGGAGAAAGCUGCUUUCAUCCAGAACUUCAGUGUGACCAUCAGCCCUCUCAUCCCCAUCAUCGCCGCCGCGUGCACCUUCAUCGUUCACACGGCGCUGGGCUUCCCGCUCAGCAUCGACACGGCGAUUCCAGUCGUCACCAUCUUCAACAGCAUGCGUUUCAUCCUGCCCGUGGCGCCCACCGCCGUCAAGUGCCUGGCUGAAGCUGCCGUGUCCGUGCGCCGCCUGAAGAAGUUGCUGCUGAUAGAGAAUCCAGAGUCCUACGUGCUCCAGAAGUCAGUCAUCAGGUCAGCAGCCGUCGUCAUGGACAACGCUACCCUGUCGUGGACGGGACCGCUCCACCCCCCCCACACGGAGGACAGGGACGACCUGGCGUCCAAACAGGGACACACCGAGGCCCCGCCCACCCUGAGGAACAUCUCCUUCACCCUGCCGAAGGGCCGGCUGCUGGGUGUGUGUGGGUCUGUGGGCAGCGGGAAGACGUCGCUGAUCUGCAGUCUGCUGGAACAGAUGCACCUGCAGCAGGGCUCCGUCUCCGUCCACGGAUCCGUCGCCUACGUCUCCCAGCAGGCCUGGAUCUUCUACGGGACCGUCCAAGACAACAUCCUGAUGGGGGAACGUUUGGACCGUCCCAGGUACAACAGAGUCCUCAGCUGCUGCAGCCUGGACAAAGACCUGGACAUCCUGCCGUAUGGAGACCAGACGAUGCUGGGGGAGCAGGGGGUGAACCUGUCGGGGGGGCAGAAACAGCGGAUCAGUCUGGCCCGAGCCGUGUACUCCGACAGGGACGUGUACCUGCUGGACGACCCGCUGUCCGCCGUCGACGCCCACGUGGGACAACAGCUGUUUGAGGAGAUCAUCAGGAAGGAGCUGCGGGGGAAGUCCGUCAUACUGGUGACGCACCAGCUGCAGUACAUGGAGUUCUGUGAUGAGGUUCUGGUCUUGAAGGACGGGGCGGUUCUAGAAGCAGGGAGCCACGUGGAGCUGCUGCAGGCGGAGCGACAUUAUUCUGAGCUGAUCAGCAAACACCUGACGGAGCAGCGUUCACCUGAGAAAGAAGAGAAGAAGAAGGUGGAGCUGAAUGGACACGUGCACAGCGGGAUGGUGAAUCCAGCGUUCGACAUGUCCGAUGAGAACGUAGACGCACCUUCAUCUGACUGCAAAUCUGCUGUGGACGAUCAGCUGAUUGAUCCGGAGAGCAGCAGGGACGGUUUGGCCACAUGGAAAACAUUUCAGAAGUACUGUCAGGCAGCCGGAGGAUACUGUGUGAGCAUCUUCAUCUUCCUCCUCUUCACUGUGAUGAUCGCUAACACAGCUUUAAGCUACUGGUGGCUCAGCUACUGGCUGCAGCAGGGACACGGGACAGGUAACGUGACGUUGUCAGAGCGAGGAAACAUCUCUCUGAACGCAGACCUUCCCUUCUACCAGCUGAUGUUUGGUCUGCUGAUAGUCCUCCUGCUCAUCGUCUGCAUGAUUAAAUGUUUCUGCUACGUCAAGGUGACGUUUCACGCCUCCACCACGCUGCACAACAGCCUGCUGAAGAAGAUCCUGGUGAGUCCAAUGAGGUUCUUUGACACGACGCCGACUGGCCGCGUCCUCAACUGUUUCUCCAGAUAUCAGGAUGAGAUGGACUCUUUGGUGCCUCACCAUCUGAACAUCCUGCUCAUCUUCUUUCUGAUCGCCAUCUGCAUCUGCAUCAUCAACUCCAUCAUCUUCCCCAUCAUGCUGCUGCCGGCGCUCGUCCUCAUUGUACUCUUGGCCCUCCUCCUCUGGAUGUUUCUGAGUAACAUCUGUGGCUUAAAGAAGAUGGAGAACAUCAGUCGCUCUUCCUGCAUCUCUCUCUGCACUUCCAUCGCUCAGGGCCUCAGCAUCAUCCACGCCUACAACAAGACUGACGAGUACAUCCAGCUGUUUAAGAGCCUGUCUGACAUCAACGCUAACCACUUCUUACUGUUUAACUACGGGAUACGAUGGCUGUGUUUCCUGGUGGACGCUCUGUGUACCGUCAUGGUGCUGCCGGUCUCCCUGCUGGUCAUCUUCAGCUCCAAUGAUUUUUGCAGCCCCCCCAUGAAAGCCCUCGCCCUGGUCUUCAUCAUACAGCUGACAAGCAACUCUCAGUGCAUGAUCCAGGCUCUGAUGGAGGUGGUGGUGAGGUUCCUGUCUGUGGAGCGGCUGCUGGAUUACAUCACGGGUUGUGAGGCCGAGGCCUCGGGGCAGCUGCAGGUGGAUCAGGUCCAGGAGAACUGGCCUCAGCACGGAGCCAUCACCUUCCUGGACUAUAAGAUGAGGUACAAGGACAACUCACCCGUCGUCCUCAAUGGCCUCCAGCUCCACAUCAGAGCCAGGGAGAAGCUGGGCAUCGUUGGAAGGACGGGCUCUGGGAAAUCGUCUCUGGCUGUGGCUCUGUUCCGGCUGGUUGAACCGGCUGCAGGAAGCAUCUUGAUAGACGGAGUGGACAUCACAUCCAUAAGCCUGUUCGACCUGCGUAGGAACCUGUCCAUCAUCCCUCAGGACCCUGUGCUGUUCACCGGGACUGUCAGGUACAAUCUGGACCCGUUCAACAGCUACAGUGAUGAGGAGAUCUGGGCGGCGCUGGAGAAGACCUACAUGAAGGAGACAAUCUGCCGUCUGGACGGGAAGCUGCAGGCUGAGCUGACGGAGAACGGAGGAAACUUCUCUGUAGGACAAAGACAGCUGAUGUGUCUGAGCAGAGCGCUGCUACGAAACAGUAAGAUCAUCCUGUUGGACGAGGCGACAGCGUCUGUGGAUGCAGAGACAGACGCUCUGAUCCAGAUCACCAUCAGAGAGGCGUUUCAGCACUGCACCAUGCUGACCAUUGCUCACCGCAUCAACACAGUGCUGCAGGCCGACCGCAUCCUGGUGCUGGACCACGGAGAGGUUGUGGAGUUUGAUCAUCCAGAUGUGUUGAAACAAAGACCCAACUCACUGUUCACCACUCUGCUGACUGCUGCUAAUACUGUGACGUCUUGAAGUGCUCAAAAGCACCAACACUGUGAUGUCCCGAAACCCUCAAACGCACCGACACCGUGACAUCCCAAAGUCCUCAAACGCACCGACACUGACUGCAGUUUAUUUAUUGUUUUUAUUUAUAAAAGAUAAAAAUCAUCUGUUUUAAAAUGAUUUAAUGAAAUUAAAAGUCCGUCCAGCUGA